AUGCGCCGCGUGCGCGAGCUGGGCGGCAGCGCCGAGGACUGGAACAGGUCCCUCAUGGCCGAGGGCCUGCGCGCCUACGAGGCCGUCAGCGCGCCGUACGCCGGGCGGUUCUCGUACGGCGACGACGUCUCGGUCGCGGACCUGUGCCUGCUGCCGGCGGCGUGGAAUGCGCAGCGGUUCGGGGUCGACCUGGCCGAGUUCCCUGUCGUCGGCAGGGUGGUGAGGAACCUGGAGGGGGAGCCGGCGAUGCAGAAGGCGUCGUAUUUCAAGCAGGUUGAUACGCCUGAGAAUCUACGUGCUUGA
Messenger RNA from Clonostachys solani, 303 nucleotides. The record is from the annotation of a GenBank genome assembly. NCBI's taxonomy places the organism in Eukaryota, Fungi, Ascomycota, Sordariomycetes, Hypocreales, Bionectriaceae.